AUAGUGUCAUAUAAAAUGAAGGAUAAAAAAGGAAAAAAUCGAAUGCAAUGUUUCAAAGCAAGUUGUGAUUGUGAUGAGUACACAAAAGAGAAAGAUUUUGAUUUGUGUGCUUAUUGUGAUCAUGCACCAGUUUUACAUAAAUUAGAAGAUAGUUUUAAUCUUAUUGAAGAUGUUCAUUCAGUUGAUUUCACAAAGAGCAAUCCAAUGCAGAACACUUUAUCCACUUCUCCCAGUAUGUCUAGCAUGUUUUUUGAGCCUCAAAAUGAUGCAAAAGAAAAUGAAGAUGUUACACUUGAACCAGCUUUUUUAAAUGAAAGUGAAAAAGGCUUCAAUGUGUGCAGUAAUGAUUUCAUGAGCCCUUUGAAAAAGCAUUGUAUGUUUUCAGAUACAGUAUUGACUAAUAAAGUAAUUUCUACAUCGAAAACCAUUGUUCAUAAUAAAAGUUGUGCUCUCUUUGAGAAUGGCUUAGCCCCUAUCUUAAAAUCUUGCACAGAUGGUAUGAUUGUGUUAAGUGCUACUAAUCUAACAUUUAGUCUACGUAACAAGUUGGCUGGUGUAGUAGUAAACCACGUUAUUCAAAAGAGAGGUCUGCAAAAUCGUCCAACUAAUGCAGAUAUAUUUGAAUCAGCAAAUGCCAUUGUUGCACAUUUUCCUUCAGAAAAGCUUGAAACAUGGUAUACUGCACCUACAUUUAAAAAAAGUAUAGCUGGUGGAAAGCUGACAGAAAAGCUUCGCAACACUUGGCGAAAUAUUAAAUCGGUUGGGAUUUUAAAAUGUUCAAAUGAUUAG
This is a messenger RNA of Hydra vulgaris (swiftwater hydra), 789 nucleotides long. RefSeq lists its product as uncharacterized. NCBI's taxonomy places the organism in Eukaryota, Metazoa, Cnidaria, Hydrozoa, Anthoathecata, Hydridae. The record is from RefSeq and is a predicted model, not a curated record.